Messenger RNA from Batrachochytrium dendrobatidis JAM81, 1188 nucleotides. RefSeq lists its product as uncharacterized. Gene Ontology annotation, molecular function: catalytic activity. The record is from RefSeq and is a predicted model, not a curated record. Lineage: Eukaryota; Fungi; Chytridiomycota; Chytridiomycetes; Rhizophydiales. Bases 1 to 1188 code for a protein of 395 amino acids. The transcript is spliced from 8 exons. Gene Ontology annotation, biological process: response to nutrient; branched-chain amino acid catabolic process.
AUGUUCAGACAUCUGGCUGCAAAGAUCUGUACAAACUCCAUUGUCUGCACCAACAAAUGUGUUGUUCGCUCUGCCUCUCGAUUUUAUGCAAGCGGUCCACCACCUGCAGGCGGAUUUCUGCCUGGUGUUAAUGAGUCCAAAUUCAUCAUGGACACAAAGGAAAAGGCAUUGGCUAACCCCGAGCUGGCUGCUGUUAAGAAUUCUGAGACAAAGAAACUUAAUCUGUAUCAGGCUGUAAAUGAAGCACUCUCUACUGCUCUUGCAACCGAUGACAAGGCCGUUGUAUUUGGUGAAGAUGUCGGUUUUGGCGGUGUGUUCCGUUGUACAAUGGGUCUCGCAGAGAAAUAUGGCAAACAUCGUGUAUUUAACGCACCAUUGACCGAACAAGGCAUUGCUGGCUUUGGUAUUGGUAUGGCUGCUGUUGGCCAUACUGCAAUUGCUGAAAUUCAGUUUGCCGAUUAUGUCUUCCCUGCCUUUGAUCAGAUUGUCAAUGAAGCUGCCAAAUACAGAUAUCGUUCUGGUGGACAAUUUGACGUGGGCGGUCUUACACUUCGUAUGCCUUGCAUGGCUGUUGGUCACGGUGCUCAUUAUCAUAGUCAGAGUCCUGAAUCUCAGUUUGUACACACUCCAGGCAUCAAGGUCGUUAUUCCUCGUUCGCCUAUUCAGACAAAAGGACUUUUACUCGCUGCUAUUCGGGAUAAAAAUCCUGUAUUGUUUAUGGAACCCAAAAUUCUUUACCGUGCUGCAGUCGAACAAGUUCCAGUUGACGACUAUGUUCUUCCCCUCGGAAAAGCUGAAGUGAUUCAAGAAGGCACGGAUUUGACCGUGAUUGGAUGGGGAUCUCAAUUAUAUGCUCUUGAAAACGCUAUUAUGCUUGCACAAAAAAAUAUGCCUGGACUGAGUGUUGAGCUUAUUGAUUUGCGCUCGAUUUUACCAUGGGAUGCAGAGACUAUUGUUAAGUCGGUAAAUAAGACUGGAAGACUACUGAUCUCCCACGAAGCUCCACAAACCGGUGGGUUUGCAUCGGAAAUCGCCGCAACGAUCCAGGACAAAUGCUUCCUUCGUCUCGAGGCACCUAUCCAACGUGUGUGUGGAUGGGAUACACCUUUCCCCCUUAUUUUUGAAAAGUUUUAUGUCCCCAGUGCCAUUCGAUGUGCAGAUGCUAUGGAAAGGAUAAUGAAAUAUUAG